This is a messenger RNA of Zophobas morio, 1508 nucleotides long. It is a transcript of the gene RnrS, whose product is annotated as ribonucleoside-diphosphate reductase subunit M2 B. Gene Ontology annotation, molecular function: ribonucleoside-diphosphate reductase activity, thioredoxin disulfide as acceptor. The coding region runs from base 230 to 1354 and encodes 374 amino acids. Gene Ontology annotation, biological process: deoxyribonucleotide biosynthetic process. Lineage: Eukaryota; Metazoa; Arthropoda; Insecta; Coleoptera; Tenebrionidae. The transcript has 2 exons. Gene Ontology annotation, cellular component: cytosol. The record is from RefSeq and is a predicted model, not a curated record.
UGUUCCAACUGGUUUGUCCAAUUGAGUAUUUUCCCGCUAAAUUUGUGUUUAUACCGGUAUGUGGCUCUAACCAUCAUAUAAAAGGGUUUGCUAAUUCGGGGUGUUUCCACUCGUUUUGGUUUACCGCGUUUAUGUAUGAGGUUCAGAAUACACCUGUGAAUAGUGCAGAAUAAUUCACUGUGUUAAUUAUAUUUGUAAAGUUGAAAAACAUACAUUCAUUAGCACCAAAAUGCCGCUCGCCAAUAAAGAAAACAUCCCAAAUUCAAUCACAGAAAACGGGAAUAAAUAUAUCCUCACCAACAACAAAAGCAACAUUAUAAAGAACGAGCUAAACGAAAACGAAGGCCCCAGAAUCCAAGAUGGAGACAACAUGGAUUUUGACCCAGAAUUGGAACCCCUGCUGAGAGAGAACCCCCAACGUUUCGUUAUCUUCCCAAUUCAGUAUCCAGACAUCUGGGCCAAGUACAAACAAGCAGAAGCCUCAUUCUGGGCAACCGAGGAAGUGGACUUGUCCAAAGACUUAGAUGACUGGAAAAACAAACUCAAUGACGACGAACGUUAUUUCAUCUCUCACGUGCUGGCAUUCUUUGCAGCUUCAGAUGGUAUAGUUAAUGAAAACCUCGUGGAAAGAUUCAGUCAGGAAGUACAGGUAACUGAAGCCCGUUGCUUUUAUGGUUUUCAAAUUGCCAUAGAAAACAUCCACUCAGAAAUGUACAGUUUGCUGAUUGAGACUUACAUUUCUGAUCCUGAUGAAAAAGACUUCUUGUUUAAUGCAAUCAGAACCCUGCCUUGUGUCAAGAAGAAGGCUGAUUGGGCCCUUUCGUGGAUCAGUAGUCAAAAUGCUACUUUUGGGGAACGAGUGGUCGCUUUUGCUGCCGUCGAAGGAAUCUUCUUUUCAGGGAGCUUUGCAUCAAUUUUCUGGCUGAAGAAACGCGGAUUGAUGCCAGGGCUUACAUUUUCCAAUGAGUUAAUUUCAAGGGAUGAGGGUUUACAUUGUGACUUUGCUUGUUUGAUGUUUUCACAUUUGGUUCAGAAACCCUCAAAGGAACGCAUUAAGAGUAUUAUUCAGGAUUCUGUUAAAAUAGAGAAAGAAUUUUUAAGUGAGGCUUUACCUGUCAGUAUGAUUGGGAUGAAUUGUCAACUGAUGUGUCAGUACAUUGAGUUUGUUGCUGAUAGGUUGCUGGGUGAAUUGGGUUGUGAGAAAAUCUACAAUACCGCAAAUCCAUUUGAUUUUAUGACCAUGAUUUCAAUGGAGGGGAAGACAAACUUUUUUGAAAAGAAAGUUGGUGAAUACCAGAAGUGUGGGGUCACAGUUAGUGGGGCCGAAGAAUUUGACAGAAAUGUUGAUUUUUGAAGUAUUUAAUUCUCAGAUUGUAUUUUUAUAAUUUAGUUUUAUCUAGUAUUUACUUAAUUAUUUUAUUUAGAUUACGCAGGUUACACCAAAAAAUCGUAAAAUGCGCACCAAAGUGUAGUUUUUUUAAUAAUUAAAAAUUAUUUAAAUAUUUAAA